GGCGCUCGCGGGUGCACGCGCUCGUGCGUGUGCGUGUGUCCGUCGUCACAUCUCCGCAGCAUCGUUCUCGCACACGACCGCGGACAAUCGAAACGGAUAACGUCGGCCAACGGGAGAUUCGCGUUCGAUUAUUAUUAUAUUCUCCUAGCCGUUCAGUUGAUAAAAACGUACGACGAUAGUCGAUACAACAAUCAGUGACGGUGAGCGGCCACAGUCAAAAGUAUAAUAUUAUUAUUUAUUAUCGUCGCGGUCUUUGUGUUAGCCGUCCGCAUUUUCGCGCGUACAACAGAGGUAAGUGGCUUAGCCGGCCGUCGACAAUCACGUCAACACGUCUUCCGUUACCGUCCUCACGACGAUAACAAACUAUUAUAACAUCGCGUCAGAUCUGUGCGAGUUUUUCCACCCUCUCCGUGUGUCGUUUCUCGCGAUGAUACGCUUGUCCGACGUGGUGUCAUGACUUAGACACGCGACGUCCGUUAAAGUCUCCGGUCGUCGUCACGACCGCGACGACGACGGGCCGAAACAUGAUCACGCGACCAUCGUCCCAUGGCCCAGUAUGAGUUCCUGCCGCUGUGCGACGUCCUGUUCAACAUCAUCUCGCUGGCCGCGUACUUCUGCGACAUCGUGUUUGACGUGGUCAUGGGCUACGCUCUCUACUCGCACGGCCGCUACGUGCCGUUCGUCCUGACCAUGUUGUUCGUAGGGGCGUCGGCCACCGUCGAGCAGACUAUGUCGCUGCGAUGGUACCUGGCUGCGCGAGCCGUCGGCGACAAGUCCACGCUUUCGGACCGGCUGAAGCGGUUGGCCGUGCAGGCGUUGCACUUUGUUCAGCUGGGUGUCCUGUGGAGGUACUUCAAGCUGUUCCUGCCCGUCGACCUGCGGUAUGUCAAGUUCGAGGUGCGCGACCUGUGCAUGCUACGUCUGUUGCACGCAUUCUGUGAGUCAAUGCCGCUGCUGCUGUUGCAAUCCUACCUGCUGUGGACGGACGGCGGCGACCGCAAACAUUUGCGUGACCUCAACAAGGUGGCCGUCACACUGUCCACCGUCAGCGUGUGUUGGGCUCUGGCAUCAUUCGGCAAGAAUGUGCGCAUGCAGAACGUCCACAGGCUAGUCCUCACAUGGCUUGGAGUCAUAUUUCAGUUCCUGUGGCGUUUGGGCACCGUUGGGGCCAGAGUCAUUUCGUUGACUGCCUAUGCAGCUAUGUACAAAUAUUGGGUGCUAUUGGUACUUGGUUUACACUGGUUGUCUGUGUUACUGUGGCUACAUUCUCCCAAGAAUGUGUUUCACGGUGAACGGAUGUCUCCUAAACGUAAAGCUUUUUUGUUUGCACUCCUAGCUUUUGUAUUCACAUUUGAAUAUGUCAACCUACUGGAGAACAAUCAUAGAGAAAAAAUGUUGAUGUUUUAUGUGGUGAUGGCGUUAGAAAAUGCUCUUCUCAUGUUUGUGUGGAGCAUUGACAGUGGUGAUGCAGUCAAACCAUUUAUCGUUCUUGGGCUGUUCUGCUGUGGUCUUGUGUUCAUGGCAGUUUAUUAUCAGUUUUUCCAUGUAAGAAGAUUGAAAUAUGAAUCUGGAGGCCGACUGAGCAAUGCUACAAAUAGUAACAACUCAACAGCAAAGCUAGCGUUAGAAGCCAAGUAUAAAGAUCAGCUAAAUGUGCCUAUUGGGAAGACUGACCUUAUAAGGAGACACAGCUUUAGCAGUGUGUAUGAGAAUAUACCACCAGGCGGUUACCACAAUCAAGCUAUUGCUAGUGAACCCCCUCCAACCUUACAAAGAAACCAGAGGUAUUAUAGCGCAUUGCCAGCAAGUGUACAUAAUGGUAUUCCCGGCGUUUUCAACUGUCGUUUCACCAACCCAUAUGUGGCAGCCAUGCAAAAGCGCAAAAAAAAGAAGCCAACCACAUUUGUGCCACCACCAUCCGGCACAAGUGGCCGAGAUAGUGUUGCAUUUUGGUGCAAGCCACCUCCGUCCAACCAUAGCCAACAGGGUUCCAGUGAAAAUGAGAGUGCCAGCUCUCACGUGGAUAUCCGGCAGAAAUUACAAGAAAAAAGACAAAACCAACUUGCAGAACUCCGCGCUAUUGAAGAGGAAAUAAGGCAAGGCAAGUUAAAGGAACCGACAGAGAAUGGAGAAGUACUGUUGUCUCCUCAGGGAUACCUACAACAACAACAUUGGAUUGCUCCACCUUAUAGUGCUCAAGAUAACAAUGCUCAACCAAACGAUCAAGUGUUCACAUUGAUGUACAAAUCGUACAAAUCGCCAUCCGAUUUAGACUCACAGAUAUCACUGCCUCGUUCAUACACAUUACCCAGGGAAUUUAAAUUCUACAGAAAAGUAAGGCCCAGAAAAACUAUACGUUCUGAUCACUUUGUUGCAUCCACAAAUUCAAGUGAUGGAGAUGUAGACUCUGGUGAUGAUGAGUCAGACACCUCGCAGCCAAAAUUAUCACCACGACCAUUGCGGCUCCCUGAUCGUAAUGCCCUCACCACUCGACAUGAAACCAAACUAUAAGCCUUAUUGAUCAAAAAUUAAGUGAAAUUAAUGUUUUUUAUCUUUUUUUAUUAGGUUUACUAAAAUACAUAAAAUAUUUUGUAAAUA
This is a messenger RNA of Myzus persicae (green peach aphid), 2598 nucleotides long. RefSeq lists its product as uncharacterized. The transcript is spliced from 6 exons. NCBI's taxonomy places the organism in Eukaryota, Metazoa, Arthropoda, Insecta, Hemiptera, Aphididae. The record is from RefSeq and is a predicted model, not a curated record. Gene Ontology annotation, biological process: engulfment of apoptotic cell; apoptotic process involved in development; phosphatidylserine exposure on apoptotic cell surface. Gene Ontology annotation, cellular component: plasma membrane. Bases 547 to 2511 code for a protein of 654 amino acids.